Messenger RNA from Gossypium raimondii (Peruvian cotton), 3392 nucleotides. Its product is annotated as beta-galactosidase 3. Gene Ontology annotation, molecular function: beta-galactosidase activity; carbohydrate binding. NCBI's taxonomy places the organism in Eukaryota, Viridiplantae, Streptophyta, Magnoliopsida, Malvales, Malvaceae. The transcript has 19 exons. Gene Ontology annotation, biological process: carbohydrate metabolic process. The record is from RefSeq and is a predicted model, not a curated record. The coding region runs from base 303 to 2867 and encodes 854 amino acids. Gene Ontology annotation, cellular component: vacuole; cell wall.
GUUAUAAUGGCAAUGGACACUUGUGAGCUGUGAGUUGAAAUCUGUACACCCCAUUUUUUCCACUUUCACUUAUAAAUUUAAGGUCUGCUCAGGGCUUCAGUUCUCUCUCAGAGACCCUGUGUGAAUGGAUUCUCUUCCUUCUCCAUUUCACUCUCAUUAAACCAUAGCUCCAAGGCCAGCCAGCUCAAACCAACUUUUUUUUUUCAUUUCUCAUCCUCGCCCUUUUCUAGUUGCAAGCUUUGGGUUUUUUUCUUCUUCUGAGUUUUGAAGUUGAAAAAGGCAGAAUCUUGUGCUGUUAAAACAUGGAAAGAAGCUCAUGUUCAAGGCUUUUAAUUGUAUUCUGCUUUGCUCUGUGUUUGGAGUGUCAAUUGGUUCAGUGCAGUGUUACCUAUGAUAGGAAAGCCAUUGUGAUUAAUGGACAGAGGAGGAUCCUCUUUUCUGGUUCAAUUCAUUAUCCCAGAAGCACUCCUGAGAUGUGGGAAGAUCUUAUACAGAAGGCUAAAGAUGGAGGAGUUGAUGUGAUUGAAACUUAUGUUUUUUGGAACGUUCAUGAGCCAUCUCCUGGAAAUUAUAAUUUUGAAGGAAGAUAUGACCUUGUGAGAUUCGUAAAAACAAUACAGAGAGCAGGUCUCUAUGCUCAUCUUCGCAUUGGGCCUUAUGUUUGUGCAGAGUGGAAUUUUGGAGGGUUUCCUGUAUGGUUAAAAUAUGUGCGAGGCAUCAGCUUCAGAACAGACAAUGAACCUUUCAAGAGAGCUAUGCAAGGGUUCACUGAGAAAAUUGUGGGACUGAUGAAGAGUCAUAACCUGUAUGAGUCCCAAGGUGGUCCCAUUAUUCUCUCUCAGAUUGAGAAUGAGUACGGGGCACAGAGUAAAUUACUAGGGGCUGUCGGCUACAAUUACGUUUCUUGGGCUGCAAAAAUGGCGAUAGAGACGGAAACUGGGGUGCCCUGGGUGAUGUGCAAGGAACAAGAUGCCCCAGACCCGGUGAUAAAUACAUGCAAUGGUUUCUACUGUGAUUCAUUCCAACCCAACAAACCCUACAAACCAACAAUGUGGACUGAAGCUUGGAGUGGAUGGUUCUCAGAGUUUGGCGGUCCACUUCACCAUCGGCCAGCCGAAGAUUUGGCAUUUGCUGUUGCUCGAUUCAUUCAAAAAGGAGGGUCCUUUGUUAACUAUUACAUGUAUCAUGGAGGGACCAAUUUCGGACGUACAGCUGGAGGUCCUUUCAUCACUACCAGUUAUGAUUAUGAUGCUCCAAUAGAUGAAUAUGGUUUGAUUAGACAACCAAAGUAUGGUCAUCUAAAGGAGCUCCACAGGGCUAUUAAGAUGUGCGAGCGAGCUUUAGUUUCAGAUUAUCCCAUUGUUACUUCACUUGGAGACCUCCAACAGGCUUAUAUGUAUACAUCGGAAUCUGGAGAUUGUGCAGCUUUCCUAUCAAACUAUGAUACCAAAUCCGCUGCAAGAGUGCUAUUUAACAACAUGCAUUAUAACUUGCCUCCUUGGUCUAUCAGCAUCCUUCCUGAUUGCAGGAAUGCAGUAUUCAAUACUGCUAAGGUUGGAGUUCAGACAUCACAAAUGCAGAUGCUACCGACAAAUUCUGAGACAUUCUCAUGGGAAAGUUAUGACGAAGAUCCUUCUUCAUUAGAUUACAGCUCAGCAAUUACUGCUGACGGGCUAUUAGAGCAAAUAAAUGUCACAAGGGAUGCAAGUGAUUACUUGUGGUACAUUACCAGUGUUGACAUUGGUUCAUCUGAAUCCUUCCUUCAUGGAGGGGAACUCCCCACUCUCAUUGUCCAAUCAACAGGCCAUGCUGUACACGUCUUUAUCAAUGGACAACUGUCGGGUUCUGCAUUUGGAACGAGGCAAAAUCGGAGAUUCACGUACACAGGGAAGGUCAAUCUGCGUGCUGGAACAAACAAAAUUGCACUGCUGAGUGUUGCUGUUGGAUUACCGAAUGUAGGUGGACACUAUGAGACAUGGAAUACAGGGAUCCUAGGUCCAGUAGCACUGCAUGGACUUGACCAAGGCAAAUGGGACCUGUCCAGGCAAAAAUGGACUUACCAGGUUGGUCUUAAAGGAGAGGCCAUGGAUCUGGUCUCACCAAAUGGAUUUUCCUCAGUUGAGUGGAUGGCGGCAUCAUUGGUUGCACAAAAACCAGAGCCAUUAAGAUGGCAUAAGGCUUAUUUUAAUGCACCUGAGGGUGAUGAGCCGUUAGCUUUGGACAUGGAGAGCAUGGGAAAAGGUCAAAUCUGGAUUAAUGGGCAGAGCAUAGGUAGAUAUUGGACAGCAUAUGCUCAUGGUGACUGCAAUGGUUGUAAUUAUGCUGGGACGUUUCGACCACCGAAGUGUCAGCUUGGUUGCGGCCAACCAACCCAAAGAUGGUACCAUGUUCCUCGGUCUUGGCUGAAACCUACACAGAAUCUGUUGGUUCUUUUUGAGGAGCUGGGAGGAGACCCCACAAGAAUCUCACUUGUAAAAAGAUCUGUCUCCAGCGUUUGUGCCGAUGUCACUGAGUAUCACCCGAAUAUUAAGAACUGGCAGAUUGAAAGCUAUGGAAAGGCACAACAGCUCCGCAGACCAAAAGUUCACUUGCGCUGUAGUCCUGGACAAUCCAUCUCUUUCAUUAAAUUCGCCAGUUUUGGAACUCCUUUGGGAACUUGUGGAAGUUACCAGCAAGGCCCUUGCCAUGCUCCUGCUUCAUAUGCCAUCGUGGAGAAGAAAUGUGUAGGGAAGCAAAGAUGUGUGGUCACCAUAGCCAACAGUAACUUCGGGCAAGAUCCAUGCCCGAACGUGUUGAAGCGGUUGUCUGUGGAAGCUGUUUGUGCUCCGAUAUCUUCAACAACAGCACAGCCAAACUGGGGAGGCUAAUAAGAUUGAAACACUCACAAAGGAACUCCAUAGCGCUUGCAUCUAGUAAUUUAACCAUACAGAAGCAAGCACCAAAGAAGAAAAUAAAAAAGAAGAGUGCAAAGAAUAGGCGUUUAGUUAGGGUUAGGUUGAGUGCCAUAGCAUUUCAAAAAUGGAGUGCUUUGGCAAAAGGUGUUCGCUGUUCAAUGCUAUAGGCAAUGAGUUAUUUUAAUUUUAUAAAAAAGAAAAAAGGUUAAGUGAGGUUAAUAGACUACUGUAAAUUAGUGAUCGAAAGAUAGGUGAGUUUCUAAAUUCUUAGGGUCCUUCAAUUUAGGCCCGAAGGGUGAAAUGUCUUGCAUGUGUCCCCGGACUUUUAACCGGAUACACGGGCACCAGAGAAACAGAGAUUUGUAUUUGGUGUGAUUUCAGUUUGUAUCAGUGGGGGGAAAUCGAAACCCUAUCAGGUUCAUGUUGGGAGCGGUUCCUAGUAUGGCCAUUGUUUUAUGUGCAGUUCCUGAAUCCAAAAGUCUUCUUUUUCAGUUGUAA